GGAGUCCUGACGUCACGUCAAAAACAGAAUUUUUUGUAAAAACGCAUCGAUUGCCUAAGAAACGAGGAGAAACCUUGAGAACUGGAACGAUGUACUCGGCGACGGCCAAGGCCUUGCUGUGAGCGAAGUUGAUGACUUUCUGCAUCGUUGACACUCGUCACGUGACGCGUCGUGUUGUAUUGCGCAUGCGGUAUGUAGGCAUCGGUUAUAUUGUCUGGUUGUUGAGUGUUUGCUCAUAAACGUGAGAAGCAAAGGCUUCCAACGCCGUUGUCACUUCGCGUGAACUAACUUAGACUCUCCUAAUUCAGUUGACGACGCUACAUGGAGAAAAAGGGACUCGGGGACGAAGCCGUCGAGGAGAAAACGAUGACGGAAAAUGGCGAUUUAGAAAGAAAAACAAACUCAGUCGUGCCGUCAGACUCGCCAGUCCGAACGAUUCCCGGAGGAAGUACCCCUGGGCAACAUGUCCGCGUCCAGGUUCCACUAGCAACGGCGCUUCAAGGUUUUGCCAUGCAAGGACCGAAUGGCGAACCGAUUCUAGGACCGGAUGGUCAGCCCGUCCUUGUCCGUCUCGUUCCGGUCGGUGGCGGAGGCUUUGCUCAGCAGAUGUUCGUUGCUGGCAAGUUAGUGAAUGAAUCGGUUUCAUACAACAUCGCGCCUUCUGUCGACGUGCAGAAUGGUGAAGCAAUGCCAUUGGCUAAUGGAGUCCAUUCGCCGACCGGGUCGCUUUUUGAGACGUCUGAGAGUGCAGAGACGCGAACAGAGAAAUGCUCACAGAGCUUUACUGCACCGACUUCUAUACACGCACCCAAGAUUGUCGAGGUGGAGAGUCGAUCAGCUCGUGUGACGUGGUGCGAGCCGGAUGGAGACGGUAGGAGUCAAUCGAACUGGGUGUAUCAGCUGGAGAUGGCGCACAGUCGAGAUUCCAAGUUUCUGUUUGUUUACAAUGGGACAGAUGUUCAGCAUCUUGUUGAGAACCUGCAGGCAGGAAAGGAGUAUAGCUUCAGAGUCAAGGCCAUAUCUGACCAGAAAAACAGUAGCAGUUCAACUAUCAUUUCACCAGCUGUCAUCGUGACGACUCUAUCCGAUCGGCCGGGAACUCCUUCUGCUCCUCGCUUAGGCAAUCGCACAAGACACAGCUUGACUAUCAAAUGGAGUGCACCACCGAGCAACGGCAGCGAGAUUAUAGCUUAUCAUCUUGAGUGGGAUCAGGGUAAUCCAUACUCCGGAUUUGUCGAAGAAUACAAGGGAACUCAGCGACAACACAAAGUGUCUAAGAAACUCGAAUCCGGUCACUGCUAUCGUUUCCAAGUGUACGCGGAGAAUAGCAUCGGUCGAAGUAAUCUAAGUCCUAUUGCUGCUUUCUGCACUCUUGCUGGACCGCCAUCACCACCAGGCCAGCCGUUUCUUAUGAAUGUUAGUGUCGAUUCUAUUAGUAUCGGAUGGAAGGAACCCGUCGACAGCAAAGGAGAAUCGUUGGAGUAUAAGGUGGAGAUGGAAGAUCCAGAUUCGGGCUACGGGUUCAUGUCUGUCUAUUGCGGAGAGGCUCUGCAGUGUACGUGCAAGAAUUUGAAGAAGUUCUCGGUGUACAGCUUUCGGGUGACGUCUUCUAAUGCUCACGGGGUGAGCAAAUUUAGUGCCAUCAGUAUCUUCAAGACAGCACCGUCUGAACCAGGUGCACCCGGUGUUCCGAGAUUGGAUGGACGACCGCAGCCUCAUUGUGUCAAACUGAUAUGGGAUUUGCCGUCGGACUCUGGUGGCUCUCCGGUUUCCAAGUACAUCGUUGAGCUUGAUGAUGGAAAAGGUAGUGCUUUUCAAGAAGCACACAGCGGAAGUGACAAUUUUUGCUGUAUUUCCAAUCUCUUGCCUGGUAGAACGUAUCGUUGUAGAGUCUGCGCCACAUCAGCCGGUGGUGUGGGACAGUGGUCUAAAAUCACAAUGGUAACGACUCGUCCUAUUGCCCCUGAUGGUCCACCACCACCAUUUCUAGUCAAGGGACAGAAACCGAAAGCCGAUUCACUCCCUCUCCACUGGAAAUCUCCCGAUUCUACUGGUGGAUUGAAGAUAACGAAUUACAUUGUACAGAUGGCUGAAAGGGGAAAGUCGGGUUUUGCCGACGUUUACUCGGGGAGAGAUACGUCGUUUGUUGUCAAUUCCUUGCAGCCAGGUCGGAGUUAUCGCUUCCGAGUCAAAGCAAAGAAUCUCAUUGGCUACGGACCGUGGUCGGACUCUGCGUUGCUGACGACGUCGGCAGCAGUUCCCGAUCGUCCUGAUCCUCCGAUCUGUCACUGCCGGUCGCCAUACCACGUUUUAAUCGAAUGGCAAUCUCCACACGACAACGGCAGCAGAUUGAAGCAGUAUACACUCGAGUGGAUCAAAGAGAAGGCCGAGUGUGUGUACACUGGCAGCGACUUAUCGUGCGAGGUGAAAGGAUUAAAGCCGGCGUCGCAUAACUACUUCAGACUCAACGCUUCGAAUUCGGUUGGUAGCAGCCAGUGGAGCGAGGUUGUAACCAUUGUGAUGCCACCAGCGCCGCCAUCGGUCGUACCCGAAGUUCGGCUGUUGUCGUCGACGCACUCGGCUUUGCUUGUGACGUGGAUUCCGCCGGUGGACAAUGGAUCUCCGGUGUCUCACUAUGUCGUCGAAGUGAUAGGGAUCGAGAUCUGUCAAGUCGCAGACACCCAAAUGUUCAUCACGAAUCUUAAACCGGAAACAAACUACAGGAUUCGAGUUCAAGCUGUAAAUCGUGUUGGUAUUGGAGGUUUCAGCCCCGUGUUGAAGGCGACGACCGAAGCUCAACGACCUUUGGCGCCGUUACCACCCGAACUCGUUCAGGGCACUCACAACAAUUUAAAACUUCGUUGGGGCGUGGUGAGCAACCCUCAACAUCUCGAGUAUUGUCUUCAAAUGCGUUCACCGAGCAGAACAAGUUUUCAGGAUGUGUGUACGGGCUUAAUGGUUGCACAUCGAGUUAGUCGUUUGGUGUCGGAUUCGCCAUAUGUAUUUCGGUUAGCUGUCAUGAACAAGGCCGGUCGUAGCGACUGGAGUGAAGAAGUCGUGUAUCAGACGACGAGACAACCUCCGCCCGUUGUGACAGGACUUCUCUGCUCUCAGUGCGCUUCAAAGUCCUUGACUCUACAGUGGGAUCCCGUCGAGCUCGACAACACAGAUUCAAAUUUGAUCUAUGAACUACAGUGCUGCUAUCCCGGCAGCGAAGCAAACUUUCGUCAGAUUUACAGAGGAGCGGAUACCAGUUUCAUGGUCGACAGUCUGCAACCGACUACAAAGUACCGUUUCAGAGUACGGACUUGCCUUGGAAACGGAAUGGUAGCGAGCAACUCAGGUCCACAACCAUUGUAUGGCGGGUUUAGCAAGGUCAUAGAGAUUGCGACGCCCGAAGAAAAAGUGGCACCUGUUGUUACUCCUCUGGACAAAGCUGCUGUUGAUAGCAACAAGGAUGUUACGGUUUCGUCGAGUGUUGUUGAUGAAACAAGAAGCGAAGUUUUUUCGGUGAUAUUGACGCUCGAUCGGACUAGGACUGCUCUUGCUGUAUUGUCGAUUUGUCUGCUUUUGUUGGCUUUGUUACUCGGCUACAUGUUGGUGUGACCUCCUGGAUUGACUUUUAUAUGCUUAUUGAUUGUGGAUGAGGGCAGAUUUGUUAUUUAUAUUGAUUUUGAGUAAGGGAUAUAGAACUAGAAGUCUCUAUCAUACUUUGCAAUAGCAACAUUCUCGGUUGGCC
Corticium candelabrum is the source of this 3739-nucleotide messenger RNA. RefSeq names its product fibronectin type-III domain-containing protein 3A-like. Bases 322 to 3606 code for a protein of 1094 amino acids. The transcript is spliced from 26 exons. The record is from RefSeq and is a predicted model, not a curated record. Gene Ontology annotation, molecular function: protein binding. NCBI's taxonomy places the organism in Eukaryota, Metazoa, Porifera, Homoscleromorpha, Homosclerophorida, Plakinidae.